This is a messenger RNA of Falco peregrinus (peregrine falcon), 6692 nucleotides long. RefSeq names its product copine 8 (gene CPNE8). Gene Ontology annotation, cellular component: plasma membrane. The coding region runs from base 150 to 1886 and encodes 578 amino acids. Gene Ontology annotation, molecular function: calcium-dependent phospholipid binding. NCBI's taxonomy places the organism in Eukaryota, Metazoa, Chordata, Aves, Falconiformes, Falconidae. Gene Ontology annotation, biological process: cellular response to calcium ion. The transcript has 20 exons. The record is from RefSeq and is a predicted model, not a curated record.
GGCAGGGCGGGCCGGUGCUCCGCGCCUCGGGCGGCGGCCGGCGGCGUCGCGCUGUGGAGAGCCCGCCCGGCGCCGCCUCCUGCCUCCCCUCCCUCCCCUCCCUCCCUCCCUCCGCCGGCCGGCCCUCCCGCCCCGCGCUGAGCUGCCCCAUGCUCGGGCUGGAGAAGCCGGCGGGGCAGCAGAAGCCGGGCGGGAGCGGUGGGUUUCCGAACAUGGCGUCCGUGGGGGAUUUUAACGUGCUCAGCUCCAGCAUCCCGGCCACCAAGGUGGAGCUCUCCGUGUCCUGCAGAAAUCUUUUGGACAGAGAUACAUUUUCUAAAUCUGAUCCAAUCUGUGUUUUGUACACACAAGCCAUUGGAAACAAGGAAUGGAGAGAGUUUGGAAGAACAGAAGUAAUUGAUAAUACUUUAAAUCCAGAUUUUGUAAGAAAAUUUAUAAUGGACUACUUCUUCGAAGAAAGAGAGAAUCUGCGGUUUGAUUUCUACGAUGUUGACUCAAAGAGUCCUAACCUGUCAAAACAUGAUUUUUUGGGACAAAUGUUUUGUACGCUGGGAGAAAUAGUUGGAUCACAGGGGAGCAGACUGGAAAAAUCAAUUGUUGGAAUUCCUGGGAAGAAAUGUGGAACAGUCAUAGUCACAGCAGAGGAACUAGGUUGUUGCCGAGAUUCAGUUUUAAUGCAAUUUUGUGCGAACAAACUAGACAAGAAGGACUUCUUUGGGAAAUCAGAUCCUUUCCUUGUAUUUCAUCGAAGCAAUGAAGAUGGCAGUUUUACAAUCUGCCACAAAACAGAAGUCAUAAAAAAUACAUUAAAUCCGGUGUGGCAGGCAUUCAAGAUUUCUGUCAGAGCACUGUGUAAUGGAGACUAUGACCGGACAAUUAAAGUCGAGGUGUAUGAUUGGGAUAGAGAUGGAAGCCAUGAUUUCAUCGGGGAAUUCACAACAAGUUACAGAGAGUUGUCAAGAGGGCAAUCUCAGUUCAACGUAUAUGAGGUAAUAAAUCCAAAGAAAAAAGGAAAAAAGAAAAAGUAUGUUAAUUCUGGAACAGUAACGUUGCUUUCCUUCCUAAUUGAAACAGAAGUUUCAUUCCUUGACUAUAUUAAAGGCGGAACCCAAAUCAAUUUCACAGUAGCUAUUGAUUUCACAGCCUCAAAUGGUAACCCUUCACAGCCUACUUCACUGCACUAUAUGAAUCCUUAUCAGCUAAAUGCUUAUGGCAUGGCACUGAAAGCAGUAGGUGAAAUAAUUCAGGACUAUGAUAGUGAUAAAAUGUUCCCAGCUCUAGGUUUUGGAGCUAGACUGCCUCCAGAUGGAAGAGUAUCACAUGAAUUUGCACUAAAUGGAAACCCUCAAAAUCCAUACUGCCAUGGAAUUGAUGGUGUAAUGGAGGCCUAUUACAGGAGUCUAAAAUCUGUACAGCUUUAUGGGCCAACAAACUUUGCCCCUGUAAUCAAUCAUGUAGCCAGAUAUGCUGCUUCAGUAAAAGAUGGCUCCCAGUAUUUUGUUCUUCUCAUUAUUACAGAUGGAGUUAUUUCCGAUAUGGCUCAGACAAAAGAAUCCAUAGUGAAUGCUUCAAAGCUUCCAAUGUCAAUAAUUAUAGUGGGUGUAGGACCAGCAGAGUUUGAUGCUAUGGAAGAACUGGAUGGUGAUGUAGUGAGGAUUUCUUCAAGAGGAAAGUUUGCAGAAAGAGACAUUGUGCAGUUUGUGCCGUUCCGCGAUUACAUUGACAGAAGUGGAAACCACGUGUUAAGCAUGGCAAGACUUGCUAAAGAUGUUUUAGCUGAGAUCCCAGAGCAGUUUCUGUCCUACAUGAGAGUCAGGGGAAUAAAGCCAUCACCUGCACCACCACCCUAUACACCCCCUAUUCAUGUGUUGCAGACUCAGAUAUGACUGCUCCAAAGUGCUCAGCGUUUAUCAAAAGUCAAAGUGCUCAGCGUUUAUCAAAAGUCAAGAGUCUCUGGAUGCAGCAGUAGCUUCUGGUAACUUUUCAGAGCUAGAAAAAUUCUCUUCACAUACCAAAAUUCUCCUAUGGUUGCGUAAGCAACUGGAAAGCUUUAUGCUAGGAGCAAAAUGUUGAUGAUCUCUCCAAGUCUUUUUUUUUUUUUUUUUUUUUUUUUUUUUUUGGGGGGUGGGGGUGGGGAAUGACAAAAAAAUCUAGGUUUUGAUGUAUUUACUGGAGGGGAAAGCACAAGUCAGGAUUUCAACUCAAAAAAGAUUGUCCUCUCUGAAUACUGUGUGUACAUAAAUGUAUAGGAAUGCUAUUACUCUGUAUCAAUGUUUACAUGUUACUAUUUUUAAAUUUCAGUACUUUUAUAACUAUUCUUAAGAAUAACAGUUUGGAAUAUUGACUCACAUGUCUUCUAGCUUGCAAUAGUUUGUCACAAGAUAACAAGAGAAGCAAUAUCUCUUUGAAUGUUUGUCCAAACAAACAGAAAUGAAAGCUAAGAAAAGGACAAAUACGUAUGUGUUUUCCAAUACCUGAAUUGCUUCAGUCAGUGCUCAGUAAUCCAUCUCACGGUUUGAGAAUAAAUUCCUAAAAUGUGAAUAACACAACUGCAUAUAACUUUUAACUAACCCCAAACUUUGAGGGGGGAGGUAUGUGUAUUUUUUUCAGGGAUGCUCCAGUUCCUAGGUUUAUCUAAGUUUACAGUUUUUUAAACUAGUUACUGAAGCAGAUUAGGAGACUUACUUGCUAUAAGUAAUUAAAGAAAAUUACCUCAAAUCAGAACUAUCAGAGUAUUAUAGUUGAGUCACUGAGCUCAUUAAAUCUUAUCAUGCAUCCCUUAAAGCACUGGAAAUUUUGCAUCAGAAAAGUCUUUUGGAGUGCUUACAGCAGAUGUUUUAUAAUGGACUGUUUUAAACUUAAUAUAAAAUCUUAACUUUUUUUGUCUAGAUUGCCCAUUCAAAGGGAUGCUGACUCUUAAUAUUUGGGUUUAAUAUUGUCACAUUUCCAUUCAGGGUGCAUGAAUGAUAACAUUAAUUAACUGGUUUAAAAAUUGCACAACCAUGUUGCUUUGUGCACUAUUUUGUGUACAGAACUACCCCAAAAUUUUAUUAUAUGCCUGUUCAUAUAUAAUUAUAAAAUGGUUUUGCAUGUAUACUUUUUACAAAAUACACGGUUUUGUGAGUUUGUGUCAGAUACAUUUUAUUUAGAACUAAUGGCCUUAAAUUUCACAGAACUCCUGAAAUGAUUGUGAAUUGCCUUCAAAUACUGUUAAAACUGAACAUUUAAAUUUUUUUGUGUCACAGUUGUAACUGUCUGGUAAUGUAACUUUUUUUCUUUGCAUAUCACCUGUUUACUACUUCUGUUUCUUACUACUGUAUGUUGUAAUGUACAGUAUGAAACUAAGGUGCGUUUUUUAAGCAUGAGAAGUUUUUUGCCAGAAAGCAUAUCUUCAAUAUUAAUGGCAUAUAACUAUGUAAAUGCAGAAUCUUCCACUUUUAAAUAUAUUUAACUUCCUUUAACUAUCUUAUGUGGGAAAUUACUUUUUCCAGAUAAUUAUUCUGUUGGUUAAAAAAAUAAUAAUAUUUUUGUUUUGUAAAAAUAAAUCUUGUUUUAUUUUUAUUUCAAAACAGUUUUUACAUAAAUAUGGGCUUUAAUUUUCUCACCAGGAUAUGUAUUUCUUAGUGGAUUGAUGUUGCAUGAAUGAAAUUUGAUACCUGGCAACUACAGAUUUUGAUGAAAAGUGCAUCAUAAAGAGUAAGUUUAAAUCUACUGAACGGUGGUGGUGUUCUCCUUCCAUCUUCUGCAUUUAUUUUUCAUACCUACAGUGUUGACACUUCAGAAAUAACUGAAAUAAUAUUAUAUUUCUGUUGUUUAAUUUGGUUAGCCAAAUCUUUAUGCUGACAUUUGUAUUGGUUCCCAGUGGCCCAUGUAUUUAACAGGUGAGAAGGUCAAAGCUCUAAGGUCAAAAUCACAAACUUAUUUUAUUCAGUGUAAAGUAAUAGCUCUCAUUUAACCGGCACCUUUUAGUAAUGGAAAGAUCAGUAUCAAAAUUAAUUUAACAACUCAUUUAACAAGUGAAGGAGCUUUUAAAGAUAACUAUUACUUGAUCAAAAUUAUUUUUUCGCACCAGCCUAAGUACCAUCCUGUGCUGCUGUUUUUUCUUCUGUUUGGUAUUAGAUUCUCAAUCUAACAUAUGUAAUGGAAAGAAAUAGAUGUUAUCAGUGGACUAAGUAUUCUAGUGGGAAAAGGAGACUUUUUCCAGACUUGUGACAUUCCCUAUAUGUUUGACAUCUCGAUUCUGUAACGUGUAUGAGAAUCAUUAUGUAGACUCACACGGUAGCUUCAGUCAUUCCAGUAGUAGAGGUGAGAGUUAAUGGUCAACACUUGAAUUUCCUCCAAAUAUCAUAUGCAGCCAUUUUUACUUCUGGCUUUAUUCUGAAGAAUAAUGGAACAUAAAACUCAUAUUCCUUCCUAAGAAAUGCUAGCUGCUACCAAAACUUGAUAAUUUUCUGUGACUGAAGAGUAGCACAGAGUAUUUCUGUUUAAGGAAGGUAAGACGUGACAUGUUAGGUGCCAGAUGAAUUGCCCUGAAAGGAAGACUGUUGGCCAUGAUGAAAGCUCUCUUCCUUUGGCAUCCAUCUUGGAACAGAUGUUGUCUUUGUAAUACAUGCAGAAAAUGCUACAACAGGGUGCAGACUGUACAAAUGUUCCUACAAAUGAGGAAGGACAUUGUCUCAUGGAGUAUAUAAUUUGAGAGUGACUAUUUUAGGUUUGAUUCUGACUAGUGAGGAAUUGUUUGCUAAUCUGGAAAAAGAAACUGGUUGAUCUUAGUUAGAAAAAAGAUUUUUGUAAUUUUAGGCAAAAAUGGCAACCUAUACAAUAGAAUUUAGAUGGACUUCAAAUCAGCUCACUUCUAUACACAUACCUGUGGUCCCCCAGGGAGGUAUCUGAAUGAGAGGAACAGAGUUCAGGAGAUCAGGUGUUCUCUGAAAAGAUGCAUUUUGAAAAGCUGGAAAUUCUCCCCAAAGUAGGAACACAUUAAAUUCACUCCAGAAUAUUUGUAAAAUGGCUGAAAAAAUCAGAAUGAUAAAUUAUUAUCAUCUUUGAGAACUAAUAAAAGGACACAUAAUGACAAAUUAUGCCAAUGCAGUGGGAAACCAGGGAGCAUGGUAAGAGGCUAUUAUGACUGUAUCAGAAGUUCUUUAAAUAGAAAAAUCAACAAGAAUAGAAAGGGAGGAUAUGUUGCUAUGGAUAAAUGUAAAAGCACAGAUAGGUGUGAAAAGGGAGAGAAAAUCACUAAAUUAUAACUGCUAAAGCCUAGUAAAACCCGUAAUAGAAAGGGAAGGAAAGCUGACUCCGUUAUUUAACAAAUAAACUAAGAGUAAAUCUCAGGAAAACUGAAAUGCUCAAUGUCUUUUUUUCCUUCAGGCUUCAUAGAAGGGGGAUAAUCAUUGAAUUAAAUAGUUAAUUAAAAGAAAAUAAUCUACAGCUAGGUUUACAUCAACCAAUAAAGAUUUGCUAAUGAUACACACUUCUGAAACAAUUUCCUUGAAAAGCAAAACAAUGAGCUUUGGGAUAAAAAAGAAACAGCCACUUUAACGUGACAUUUUAAAAGCAAAAUAGGAGAUAAUGGCCUCAUUUGAAGUGUUAUGAAAUACUACAAAACUGGUUAGAUCAUUCAGGAAAAUGCUAAUAUUCUUUCAUCGUCAAUGCUGGAAAAAUACAGCAAUUGCUGUUCCAUUGGGACCUGUCUUGCUUUUGGUGUAAUUCAGUCAUUUUCAUCGAUGACAUAAUAUAUUACAGAUGUUUAUUACAUUAGUGAAUUAUAUCAACUGGAGAUAGUUUAAGCACUUUCAAAGAUGGGAUUAAAACUUGCAAUUAUUUUUAUGAAUUAGAAAAAAUACGUGAAAGAGGAGCAAAAUCAAUCGGAGCAAAUAGGUAAAAGUACUUAGCAACAAAAACCUACCGCACAGUUGCAGUAGUUUCUGGCUCUGCAGCAAUUCUGUAAAACAGUGUGUGAGGUUACAGGGGACUACAAAGUAGUCGUUGAGGGGAAGGUGUCUGAGUAGAAGUUCUGAAUGUAGGCCACCUGAGAUCAUCCUUUCAUGGUUCUUCAUAAGGUCUCAGCUAAUGUGCCGGGUCCAGUUCUGAGACUUCAGAUAACAUGUGGGUCAACUGGAAAAAGUCACCGAGGACUGUUAGGCCACCACUGUUGGAACAAAUCGGGCAAAUGAUCAGGGAAGGUUUCCAUGGGGUUGGCCUCCCUCUUGUUGUCUCAACUCUUCUUGACCACAGUGAACUACCACAGCAAGGGUGACUGCAUGAGAUCAGGACAAGCCCUGCUGAUGUGCAUGCCUGUGGGGGAGCAGGCUGAUGCCAUCGUGGCAGAAAUGGUUUUGAGGAAGGCCUCACCAUGUCCGUUCACGUUGUUAGGUUGUUGUUUCAUACUGCUCACAUUUUUAAGAUGAAAUGCGUUCUUACUUUCUUUCAAAGUGCUCAAUGGGAAUAGUACAAAUUUUCUUCAACAUUCCAUGAUGGGCUGCUGCUUCUUUGCCACUGAAUUGAUACAGUAUGAUUUCAGGUUUCAUUUCAAGCUGACAUUGCACAUUUAUGUUCAUUGCCAUUAGAAUGAGUGACUGCAGAUGGCUGGCAUUUCCAACCUGGCCACCAAAACAAACGGUGUAGAGUACUACGUUUCUGUGCCUACAGCCAAACGUUUGACAGUAAUAAAUUUCAUCAUUGAGAUCCUU